CAGAAUAAAAGGGUCACUGAUAUGGGGUUCUUUAUAUGUUUUUCAGACAUGGAUGACACACUUUAUCCCAUGAGCACAGGCAUCAACUCAGCUUGCCGCAAGAACAUCGAAGAUUACAUGCUGGAAAACCUGAACAUAGAGAAAAGUGAUGUACCAAGGAUGUGCUUGGAAUUGUACAAAGAAUUUGGAACCACAAUGGCCGGCCUAAAGGCUCUUGGUUAUGAAUUUGACAACGAUGAGUUUCACGACUAUGUUCAUGGAAGGCUGCCAUAUGAUUUUCUGACUCCUGAUCCCGUAUUGAGGAACCUUUUACUUUCCAUGCCACAAAGAAAAAUAAUCUUCACUAAUGCUGAUAAGGCACAUGUGGCUCAAGUUCUCACAAGGUUGGGCUUGGAGGAUUGCUUUGAAGGUGUCAUCUGCUUUGAGACUCUUAAUCCUCCUCUUGCAGAAGCUGGUGAACCAGACCCUGAUGAUGCUGACCCUGAUAGUUGCAGCUCCAAGCCACAGAUCAUCUGCAAACCCUCUCUUGAAGCCAUUGAAGCAGCUAUAAGGAUAGCAAAUGUUGAGCCAGACAAAACAGUUUUCUUUGAUGACAGCACUCGGAACAUUGCGAGUGGCAAAGCAGCAGGACUACACACAGUUAUUGUGGGGAGCUCAGUAUUAGUGCCAGGUGCAGACUAUGCCUUGAACAGUAUUCACAAUAUCAAAGAAGCAAUACCUGAAAUAUGGGAAAACACUGAAGGGGAACAGCUUGAGCAAGUCAUCCAAUCCAGUGCAAUUGCAACAGUGGUCCUUGCAUGAAUUUCCUGAGUCUUCCACAGAAACUCACCAUACUCGAAUUGUAUCCACACUAGUUAUUUAAACUUACACUUCAUAUGGAUUUAUGUAACCAUUCCCAAGUACUUGCAUACUGGGCAAUAAGAAUAAGCUUAAAAUAA
Tripterygium wilfordii is the source of this 938-nucleotide messenger RNA. RefSeq lists its product as uncharacterized. The record is from RefSeq and is a predicted model, not a curated record. Lineage: Eukaryota; Viridiplantae; Streptophyta; Magnoliopsida; Celastrales; Celastraceae. The transcript has 6 exons. The coding region runs from base 22 to 801 and encodes 259 amino acids.